This is a messenger RNA of Opisthorchis viverrini, 859 nucleotides long. RefSeq lists its product as hypothetical. Bases 68 to 859 code for a protein of 263 amino acids. NCBI's taxonomy places the organism in Eukaryota, Metazoa, Platyhelminthes, Trematoda, Opisthorchiida, Opisthorchiidae. The record is from RefSeq and is a predicted model, not a curated record. The transcript has 2 exons.
CGCUUGUCCUUGAGGUCUUAUCGAUCUCGUGAACGUUUGAAUCGUGUCGGCGCAUCACAGCUCCAAGAUGGACCCUAUGGAAGAAAUCUGUUCCCCUCCUGAGGGUGCCAAACGUGAGGAGGACGAUGAUCUUCGUAUAAUGGCUGAGUUGAACAAUCCGAGAAUUUACAAGGACGUGCAAAACAUACUGAGACAAGAGCAACGUGUCAAGGUGGCUAUUACUCGUAAAAAGUCUCUUCCGUACCCAUGCAAGUGUCAUCAGUUGUGCGAAUUCGGUGAACUCUUAUUGACAAUGUACAAUGCAUUUGAGAAAUUGUACGAGGCCUAUGACGCCUUACAUUCGGACUAUUCAACCUUGUUCCGCGCUUCGGCUUUCCGAGUUGACGGCACCACUAUCACAUUAUAUGAGGACGCACGUUCGUUUGCUGCAGGAGGCGCGACGCCAGCACCACCCGAAGUGAAUAUUGAGGACUUGUCUAUUGACGUUAAUCUUCGCGAGGAGCGCCAGAAGGCAUUGGCUGACGAAGAUAUAUGGCGUAAGACUUAUGAACUUCACAUGGAAUGUGUACGUUUGUGCAUGUUGAAAGUGGCCAAGCCUGAACAAGACCGGUUCAUGGAUUGGGUCAAUUCCCACAUUUGGGCCGUAACCAAAUGCAUUUGUUAUCACUGCGAUUACCGAGACGCACUGCUCUCUUACCGGCACGCAAUACUCACGCUACACAUGGAAUACUUAUCUUUGUAUUGCCAGUAUUUGGCUUUGUUGUAUUGUCAACGAGUACAAGAUUCAAGGCCGACAGCAAAAACACUUAUUGUACGAGGGAUGAAUCCGUAUAUCAUGGAUACCAUGUUUUCCAGUUGA